Molecule: messenger RNA, 1319 nt
Organism: Kockovaella imperatae
Lineage: Eukaryota; Fungi; Basidiomycota; Tremellomycetes; Tremellales; Cuniculitremaceae
Product: mitogen-activated protein kinase 1
Exons: 14
Coding region: 24-1295 (423 amino acids)
Biological process (GO): intracellular signal transduction; protein phosphorylation
Cellular component (GO): cytoplasm; nucleus
Molecular function (GO): MAP kinase activity; ATP binding
Source: RefSeq, a predicted model, not a curated record
GCCCUUUACAACCACGUCUUACCAUGGAUAACACCCCCAGGCAGCUAUUUCAGACGGCGAGCAACGUCUACGUGUUGCAACAACCGUGGGCCUUUGUCAAAGAGCUGGGACAAGGAGCCUAUGGUUGCGUCUCGUCUGCUCGGAAUGCUCAUACUGGGGAGACUUGUGCUGUGAAAAAAGUUACGAAUGUGUUUACGAAAAAGAUCCUCACGAAGCGAUGUUUGAGAGAGCUCCGACUGUUGCAUCAUUUCCGGGGGCACAAGAAUAUCACUUGUCUCUACGACAUGGAUAUUAUCUUUGAUCCACCUGGAUCUGGCCUCUUCUCCGAGGUCUACCUGUAUGAGGAAUUGAUGGAGGCGGAUCUGCAUGCGAUUAUCCGCUCCGGUCAACCGCUCUCCGAUGCGCACUUCCAGUCAUUCCUCUAUCAGACCCUUUGUGGACUCAAGUAUAUCCACUCUGCGAAUGUUCUACACCGAGAUCUCAAACCUGGCAAUCUGCUCGUCAACGCGGAUUGUGAGCUCAAGAUCUGCGACUUUGGUCUGGCACGAGGGUUCCAGCCUGGAGCUGUGCAGACGGAUCAGGGACAGGCAGGGUUCAUGACGGAAUACGUCGCGACUAGGUGGUACAGAGCGCCAGAGAUUAUGCUGAGUUUUGCCAACUAUACAUCGAGCAUCGAUAUGUGGUCCGUCGGGUGUAUCCUGGCGGAACUGCUAGGCGGCAAGCCGAUAUUCAAGGGUGAAGAUUAUGUCGAUCAACUGAACAAGAUCUUGAAUUUGCUUGGGACGCCUACGGAGGACACGUUAAGGCGGGUUGGCUCGCCGCGGGCACAAGACUACAUUCGUUCUCUUCCCAUCAAAGCUCGAGUCCAGUUCAAGGUGUUGUACCCCAACGCACAGCCCCUCGCUCUCGACCUGCUCACAAAGCUGCUCACCUUUGACCCGGCCAAGCGAAUCGGUUGUCAAGAGGCCCUCGAACAUCCAUAUCUCUCGGUGUGGCACGACCCUGCCGAUGAGCCGUUGUGCGAGGUACCUUUUGACUUUUCUUUUGAGCGGGAGGAAUCGACCCAUGGGAUGAGGGAUCUGAUCGUGGACGAGGUCCGGAGCUUUAGAUACCUUGUCAGACAGCAAUCGGCCCCUGCGCCUCCUAGAACUCACGAACUCCCUCCUGUCCCCGCGGCAUCUCAACAGCCUGGUGCGGGGAUUGGACCAGCGUAUUCUGAUGACCCAAACGUCGGAGCGGAUGUGGACGAGCAUCCGAGCUCGGCAUUGGAGAGGCAGCUGGGCCAGGGACGAUAGAGUCGCCGUAUACAUGAAUGCUAU